Molecule: messenger RNA, 4930 nt
Organism: Cannabis sativa
Lineage: Eukaryota; Viridiplantae; Streptophyta; Magnoliopsida; Rosales; Cannabaceae
Exons: 9
Coding region: 828-2495 (555 amino acids)
Source: RefSeq, a predicted model, not a curated record
CCACUUUUUUUUUUUUUUUUUUUUUUGAGGCAACUUUUUCAAAAUCUCACAGAAUUCCAUUUUUUUCUUUCUUUCUUUCUUUCACGGGCAAUUCAUUCUCUCCUCCUUCACAACAGUUUUGGUCCUUGUUAUUAGGGUUUCUUUUUUCUUUUCCUUUCUUCCAAACAGGUCCAAAAUUUUCUUUGGUCUUCACUUCAGCAAUAUCCGAAUCCAUUAAAGCUUUCGCCUUUGUCGUCCCUAUUUUGACUUCUUCAGCAACCCCCAACCGAGCCCACCUGUCGGCACUUCUACUCUCUCUCAUUAGGGUUUCCCAGCUUCACCUUUUGGUUUUUUUCUUCUUCUUUUUCUUUUGUUAUUUCUCAAGCUUUGAGCUCAAGAUAAGAUACUCUUACUCGACUCUAACUAAUUUUCGUUUCGGGUAUGUUUUGGUUUCAAAAGAAGAUUUUGUGAUAAUUCAUUUUUUUUUAAAAAAAAAUUAAAUAAAUAUUUUCCAUUUUUCCUUUAUUAUCUUUUUGGGAUUUUCUUUCUUUCUUGCUUUUCUUUCUGAAGGCUUGCAUGUGAAGCAAGUUUGAGUUGAAAUUAUGAACGUGAUCGGUCUAAUUAGAUCUCCAUUUUUGCUACUUUUUUCUCCUCUCAGAAACCCGUGAACUUGAACUUCGUUUUUUUUCUGAUAGAUCAGGGUUCUUCUAUGGCCUACAUUGUUGAUUUUACUUCACAUUGUUUCGAAUUUUAUGGACUUCUAGUCGAUGUUAAUCGAUAGCAGUGGCUUCUUCUUCUAAAACUGAAUAUUAAGAGACCCUUUCUUGGGAGUGGGUAUUCAAGCCAAAAUGGAGGAUGUAUGGUUGUUUAAGCAAGGUUGGAAAUGGCUGCAGUCACAGAAGCAUAUAUACUCUCGUGCUCGGACAUGGGCCUACCAUGGCCGAGAUAAAGUUUCGAUUAUUAUGGAGAGGCAUUGGCCGAUGGUUUGCAGUGGAUUUGCGAGGCUUGGGAGGUUUUUAUGCUUCUUGCUUCUUUACUGGAAGAACUGCGUUAUAAGGGGAUUUCAUUCGUUUGUAGGAUUAGGUUCUGCGGCAUUACUACUCAUUAUGUGGAGUUGCUUUCUCAGUUUGACCUCCAUGACUUGCUUGGUUUAUGUUCUUCUUAGUAUGGGAGCUGCUGGAGCUGCUGUGCAAUAUUUGGGCUACACUCCAGGACUUUUUAUUGUAGGACUAUUCGCUAUUCUAAUUUUGUGGAUGUAUGCUAACUUUUGGAUAACAGGGACACUAUUUAUAGUUGGAGGUUAUUUAUUCUCCCUAAAUCAUGCCCGGUUGGUGGUCUUAAUGGCAACUAUGUAUGCUCUAUAUUGUGUCAAAGUUCGUGUGGGAUGGCUUGGUGUUUUCCUCUCAAUAAAUCUUUCAAUUUUAUCAAAUGAUGCAUUGAAUUUGAUGCUCCAAUGGUGUGAUAAUUUGAGAGAAACUACACAGUCCGAAGAGCAGAAACAUUCAGAAACCAUUCUUGAAGAUGAUUUCCUUGGGGAGAGUGAAUACUCUGCCCCAACAGAAGAAGAAUCUGAGAAGCUGCAUUCCUGUAAAUCAACCAGUAAACCAGCGGCUUCAUCUGUUAUUGAUAAACUGAAAGAAACUCCUGUUAUCAAUAUAGUGAAGGAGCAAACGUGUUCAGUUGAUGAGAUGAAAAGAAUUUUAAGUAGUAUGGACCACUAUGAAGCACUGGGAUUUCCACGACACAAAAGAAUUGAUGCAUUAGUGCUUAAAAAAGAAUACCGGAAGAAGGCCAUGCUUGUGCAUCCGGAUAAAAAUAUGGGAAUGCCACUGGCUAGCGAAUCAUUUAAAAAGCUCCAGUGUGCAUAUGAGGUUCUUUCUGAUUUUACAAAGAAAAGAGACUAUGAUGAGCAGUUGAGAAAGGAAGAAUCCAGGACUCGCAGUGUCUGCCAAAACUCACAUGGUACUUCAAGUCAGGACGGUCCAGAUUAUUGCUCUGAGGAAUCAAGACGUAUACAAUGUACUAAAUGUGGAAAUUCUCAUAUAUGGGUGUGCACCAACAGGAGCAAGGCGAAGGCUAGAUGGUGCCAGGAUUGCUGUCAAUACCACCAAGCGAAGGAUGGAGAUGGAUGGGUGGAAUACAAAGGCUCUCUGGUCUUUGAUAGGCCUCAGAAGGUUGAGAUACCACGUGCCUUUGUAUGUGCUGAGAGCAAAAUCUUUGAUGUUUCAGAAUGGGCCAUUUGUCAGGGAAUGGCAUGUAGACCCAACACACAUCGGCCAAGUUUCCAUGUAAACAUGGUUGGAUUGGAGAAAACUCAAAGAUCGAACUCAAGUAGAUACCCAUGGGAUUUGGAUGCUGAAAUGAUGGAUGAAAACGAAGAAGCAUUUGAGCUAUGGCUUCAAGAGGCACUGGCUUCUGGCCUCUUUUGUGAGACAUCGAAACGCAGGAAGAGCUGGAGUCCAUUCAAGUUACCUCAAAAGAAAAGCAAGAAGCAAUGGCGAAGGACGUCAUGUUGACGAAAUUAUUAAAGAACUUGCAAGAGCCAAAGAAGACAAUUUUUUUUGUUGCCAAUCCCAAGAAAGAGGGUUAUAUCUCUGCCGGAUGAAUAGAAUCGGUGAUUGCCAGCAUCAAGAUUAAUAAGUAGAUUAAGCCAUUAAAACCUGGUAACCGCUUACAAGAGAUAAGAGGGGAAGGUUUACAUUGUUGAGAUUAAUCUUGUUGGGUACCUUUGUAUCUCUACCCGAAAAAUUAGGGUGUUUCAAGUUUAAGAGCCUAGGUUUCAAUUGCGCUGCUCACUGCAAGUUUAACAACACUCAAGUUUUCAGUGGCUGCUGGGGUGAAUAAGCUCCUCAGUAAUGUCUCUGUAUCCAACCUUGGUGAGGCAUUGUAACCUUCUUAGGAAAUCAAUGUGGAACUUAGCAUCUUUUUGUACAUAUUUUCUAUGUUAAUAAAAUAUCUUUUCCUUAUGCUGACCUAGGUCUAUUGUGUUGGUAUCGACGUGAAAUAUAUCUAGUAUACCUAAUCUUUGAAUGCGCAUUUUAAUGCUUUUAUUGCGAGAAUAAUUUGAGUUGUUUUUUUUGUCUCUCUAAUUGUUUGGAGGAAAUGUGGUAGUAAAUAAACUAUUGCCGUGAUUCAGUAGAUUUCUUUCUCCACUGCUCCAUAUGGGUGGCUAACUAACCAUGAGCAGAGUAUGUUUUGUUCUUUUAUGCUUGGAUUGGAACCCCUCACCCAACCCCAAAACUCCAAACAAAAAAGAAAUCAAAGAUGAUUUGUGAAUGAACCCACAUGUUAACCCCCAUUUCUUUUUACACCUAAACUGGUCCCAUGUUAUCCCAUAUUUUUCUAUAAUCUCUAUCUAAACACCAUUCCACCACGUUAUUAUCACGUUUUUUGAGUUACUUCAAUACUAUGUUUAGGGUUUAUGUUAAUGGUUCUCCGAGGUUUAUGAUGAAAUGGUAAGUAAGGAUCAAACUUGUUUUGAUAAAACAAGUUCUCUCUUCUUAGCAUGGUAUUUUCCUUUAGCCGUUUGAAAAAGAAAUAGAAUUGUUUUCAGAAACAAUUUGUUAAGUUAUUUGGCACUCAUAGCAUGCUCAGAAGCUUUGAAACUAAUGCGAUUAUAAUAAUGACUUGGUUUUAAACAAAUAUUUUAUAAACUUUUAGAGAUUAUAAAUUCGAACUAAGUCAUUCUAUUGUUGUAUGUGUUGUACUAGACUUAGACUGUUGAUUUGCCACUCCUCUUUCCUUCCAUGAAUUUAGAAAUGGUCUUGUGUUCGUUAGAAUGUGAAUAUAAUUUAUUGGUGACAUUAGUGCACUUAUCUCAAUCUGUUUUAGUUACAGAUUUAACCGGUUGGUGUUCAUAUAUCUAUACUUAUAUAUUUUGAGUAAUAAUAACAAAAUCAAGUAAAUUACACUCCUCAGUGGUCACCCAAUUCAGAAAACUUUGUUUCAUUAACAGUUUUUUCUUUGAAUUAAAAAGGGUUCAUCUCUCAGUUAAUGUAGAAUCAAAAGCUGAAAGGGUACGAAGUUACAAAACCAUUAACACAAUUCAUGAAGAAGCCCUAAAAACCAUGGCAUUAAUCUUCAAUUUGUAGCUCUCUAAUAACAUAGACCAUAAGAGCGAUUUCCCAUUUCACCAGAGAAAAACACAAGCAAGCAUAAAAGUUACAAAGUAGAACCCUAAUGACCAUUACCAUAAGCUUGAAGGGCAUCACCAGUGAGCCUGCAAAUCCUCCAUUCCUGCAAAAUCUUAGCUCCCAUUUCCUCGUAGAACUUAAUGGCAUUCACAUUCCAAUCGAGAACCACCCACUCCACUCUUCCGUAACCCAUUUCCACCGCCUGCUUCGCCACGGCGCUCAGCAACAUCCUUCCGAAUCCUUUCCUCCUGUAACACUCCCUAACGAACAGAUCUUCCACGUAAAACCCUGGUUUCCCCAGAAACGUCGAGUAGUUCGGGAAGAACAGAACGAAUCCAGCGAUGACGACAUCGGAACUUGAACCGGUCGAUCUGAAGGUCACUCUUUCCGGAUCAUCGAUCGGAAGAUCCAGAUUGACGACCUGGACUCUGGGUUCAUAGAGAGGAUUGUUAUUGUGAAGAAUGUCCUCAACAUAAGGCUGCGAAGAGACCUCGAGGAUGAAGAUGGUAAAGGACUGAAAUGGUGGAGAGGUGAAGAGAGUAGAGGAGAGAGAGGCCUCAGUGGCGGAGAAGAGGUGAGUGAGGCGCUCAAACACGGCCAUCUGAUGGAUCAGUUUGUGGAUAUGGGGGACGUCGGUGGGUUGGGCUAGGCGGAUACGGGCGAAUACUGGGAAGCCCAAUGGGGUGGAGCCUUCUGGAACGGUUGACGGAGGCGUCGGUACCGGCGCCGGAGGUGGCGGUGGUGCAGCUGCAGCCAUUUGGGUUUGGGAUAUUUUUUUGGUAGGGUUUUGGAUAUUUUGUAAAAGAAAGGAAAAGAGU